AGGCUCAAAUAAAUUAGGACUGGAAUGUAGUACCCCAGUGUAAUGAUUGAGUAAACUAAAAUCUUUGUGUCAUUCUUCGAAAUGUCAUUUUGAAAAAGAAAAGUACACGACCCCAUCAAAAUUUUCAUCGAAAUGAAACCGAAUUCACAGCGACAAACGUUCCAAAUUUAUCAAUAACUUUAUAAAAAUGAAUUUUAGCCAUGAACUACCAUGCAAGAAAUCAUUCGAAUAGAAUCUUAAUACUACACAAUUUAUCCGUUUUCGGAUAAAUCUUCAGAUUAGAAUUUUGAACCGAUGAUAACUUAUAAGUCUGAUCCAGCGAAUUUACAAGUUUACAAAAGCCAAACAGUUUGCAGUUAGUUAUCUGGUGAUAAUGUGAGAAGUACGAAUAAUUAUAUAAUUCUUUAUAGUGUCCUGAAUUGUGGAAUAUGCCCAGCGCACUUAGCAUCGAAUAUAACUGGUUCUUCAGUUUGCUCUAUGGUUUCAUAUUCGUUGUGGUAUUCAUCUUCGAUGUUCUCACAUUCCCCAUAUACUUCAUUCUUCAAAAUCCCAUAAAGAAUAUGAAAUUAUCGAAAAUAAAAAGAUCUACGAUCAUCGACAGAGGCAACGACUACAUGACCAUAAAGACAACGAAAAAACCAUUCGAUACUCACAAAGAAAUCGAAAGGGAAAACAUCAAAACCAUGACGGAACUUUUUGAACAUGCCGUAAAGAAAUAUAAAGAAAAGAGAUGUUUGGGAACGAGGCAAAUCAUAGGAGAAGAAGACGAAGAACAACCGAACGGAAGGCUCUUCAAAAAGUACAUACUAGGAGACUAUAACUGGCUCUCAUUCACCGACGUUGACAGAUUAGCAUCUUUAUUCGGAAAAGGUCUUCGAGAAUUGGGCAACAAACCCCAACAACCGAUCGCCAUUUUGGCCGAAACUCAAGCCAGAUGGAUGAUCGCGGCUCAAGCCGCUUUCAAGAACUCCGUGCCGCUUGUUACUAUCUACGCGACGCUCGGAGAAGAAGCCAUUGCGCAUGCGAUCAACGAAACGGAAGUCAGCGUCGUUAUUACCAGUUUUGCGUUGUUGCCGAAGUUCAAAAAAAUCUUGAAUUUGACGCCAAACGUAAAAACUAUCAUUUAUAUGGAAGACCAGUUGGAAACUUUGAAGAACAAGGAUGGUUUUAAGGUUGGCGUGAACAUUUUGGGUUUCGAUGAAGUUCUUCACAUAGAUACUAAUACUACUGAUGUUAAGAAAGUAGGAGUAUGUGUAGAGACCUGCACACCUAAUAAAUCGAACCCGUAUUGUCCCAUUUGUAGUGAUCCCUUCUCCUCUCUAACUCCCAUAAUAGUAAAACCAGGAAGCAAUAGUAACAUGACCGACUCUGUAACGACUAAGUUGGUACAAAGAAAAAAUGACCAAGUCAGACCCACGCCAGAUGACAUAGCCAUCAUCAUGUACACCAGCGGUUCGACAGGAGUACCAAAAGGAGUGAAACUCCUUCACCGGAACCUGAUAGCUUCAAUCAAAGCGUUCACGGAUUGCACGAAACUGUACAAGGAGGAAGUCGUAAUGGGCUACUUACCGCUCGCUCACGUGUUUGAGUUACUCGUCGAAUCGGGUGUCAUGUACAUGGGCAUGAAGAUCGGAUAUUCCAGCGCGCUUACCAUGAUUGAUACGGCUAGCAAAAUUAAGCGCGGUACAAAAGGAGAUGCUUCUAUGUUGAAGCCUACUUUUACCUGUUGUGUUCCGUUGAUAUUGGACAGAAUAGCAAAAGCUGUACUUGAUAAAGUGGAAAAGAGUAGCGGAAUUAAGAAGGUCAUGUUUAAAUUCGGAUACAACUACAAAAAUAGAUGGAGAAAAAUCGGAUUUAGCACUCCACUGACUGAUAAAAUAAUAUUUCAAGCUACAAGGAACAUUAUGGGUGGCCAUCUUCACGUAAUGGCCGUUGGGGGAGCUCCAUUGACAGCAGACACCCACGAGUUAAUAAGGACAUGCUUGUGUAUAGAUGCUUUACAAGGAUAUGGUUUGACGGAGACUUGUGCUUGUGCAUCUAAUCAAGACAAAUACGAUUUGCAAUACGAACGCGUGGGCUCUCCUAUGACCACGGCACUGAUAAGAAUAAUCAACUGGGAGGAGGGAAAUUAUUACAUAACGGACAAGCCGAAUCCGAGGGGGGAAAUAGUGAUAGGCGGGGGAAUCGUGAGUCCGGGUUAUUAUAAAAAUGACGAAAAAACUAAGGAAGAAUUCUUCGAGGACAAAGACACUUGGUGGUUCAGGACGGGAGAUAUUGGAGAAAUUCACCCAGAUGGGUCAAUCAAAAUUAUUGAUCGUAAAAAAGACUUAGUCAAGCUUCAAGCGGGCGAGUACGUCUCUUUGGGCAAAGUGGAAGCAUUGCUGAGCACGAAUGCGUUGGUGGACAGCAUUUGUGUCUACGCCGAAUCGACGAAAUCGUACUGCAUAGCGUUAGUUGUAGCAAAUCCGGAUAAUUUAAAAAAACUUGCCGCCGGGAAACUCAAUAUUACCAACAAAACGUUUGAACAGCUAUGCGACGACAAAGAAGUCAACAAGAUUGCCUACCAAGUGAUUGUUGAUCAUUCCAAGAAAGUGAAAUUAGAAAAGUUCGAAAUACCAGAGAAGAUAAAACUGGUCAAAGAAAUAUGGACGCCAGAAACAGGGUUAGUAACAGCAACAUUCAAGCUGAAGAGGAAAGAAAUUCAGAAAUUUUAUGCCAAAGAUUUAAAAGAAAUAUAUGCUUAAGCGAAAAUACAACAACCUGUUAAUACUCUCUCUAACUAAAUGAAGUGACAACAAACCAG
This is a messenger RNA of Psylliodes chrysocephalus, 2803 nucleotides long. NCBI's taxonomy places the organism in Eukaryota, Metazoa, Arthropoda, Insecta, Coleoptera, Chrysomelidae. The record is from the annotation of a GenBank genome assembly.